CUGCUGUGUGCUCGUGUUUCACGGUAUCUGGAGACUUCUUGUAGUGCCAGCUUGGCAUUCUGGGGGCAACAGUGAUGCUGCAGCACUGGUCAGCAUUCCUGCCGCUUUGUCUCUUGGCCGUUGGUGGCAGUCUGAGUGCUCCUAGGCAUCGCAGGCAAGAAGGCGGUGUCAAAUGCGGGCUUCAGGGGUGCCCCAGCAGUGCCCCAGGCUACCUUAACGUUCACAUCGUCUGCCACAGUCACAAUGACGCAGGGUGGGUCGAACCCGUGGACAUUAUGUACGACAGUGCUGUGCAGCACAUCUACAACAAUGUCAUGGACAGCCUGUCUCGGUACCCCGAACGUCGGUACGUGAGCGCGGAGAACGUCUACUUCUCACGCUGGUUGAUGGAAAACCAGAAUGUGGGCAACCUGGCUACUGUGCAACGGCUGGUGGAUUUGGGCAAGUGA
Messenger RNA from Ixodes scapularis (black-legged tick), 449 nucleotides. Its product is annotated as lysosomal alpha-mannosidase-like. The transcript has 3 exons. The coding region runs from base 75 to 449 and encodes 124 amino acids. NCBI's taxonomy places the organism in Eukaryota, Metazoa, Arthropoda, Arachnida, Ixodida, Ixodidae. Gene Ontology annotation, molecular function: alpha-mannosidase activity. Gene Ontology annotation, biological process: mannose metabolic process. The record is from RefSeq and is a predicted model, not a curated record.